AUGAUGCACGGCUUACACAAACCUUUGCUGUUUCUUGCUGUGAUAUGUCUGGGGCGAAAAGCGCUUGGGAGUGAAAUCAUAAAUGGGGAAGAGGCCAAGAAAAACUCACUGAAAUACAUGGCUUCUGUGCAGCAUAAUGGAAAGCAUGUCUGCGGAGGAUUAAUUGUUAGCAACGACUUUGUAAUCACUGCUGCCCACUGUGACAAAGGGGAAAUGACUGUAGUUCUUGGUACCCACAACAUUAAGAGAAUCAAUGAAAAACAAAUGCGACACAAAGUGAUGAAAUGCAAACAUCCCUCCUUUAAAGACGUUGGACAUGGGAAUGACAUCAUGCUUCUCAAACUGUCACGGAGAGUGAAACUUGGCAAAUCACUUAAAACAGUUAAUCUGCCGAAUCCGGGAGAAAUCGUUGAAGCAAACACCAAGUGCCAUGUAGCCGGGUGGGGACUCACCGAACGUGGCAGUGGCACAGACAAGCUCCGUGUGGCGAACGUCUCCACCAUUGACCUGGAGCUCUGCCAGAGAGAAUGGAUAAGGUCCAAGCUCACCCUCCCUCCAAAUAUUAUCUGUGCAGGCGGAUAUAAAACAGACAAAGGAGCGUGUCAGGGGGAUUCUGGUGGCCCUCUGGUGUGCAAUAACAAAGCUGUUGGAAUCGUAUCUUUCAACUUGAAUAAAAACUGUAACUACUCAAAUUUGCCCAACAUCUAUACAGACAUAUCAAAGUUCCUACCUUGGAUCAAGAACAUCCUGAAGAGAAAGAAGUGUGUUUAGUGGUCUUCCAAAAAAAAAAAAAAAAGUUCGUCUUGUUUCGAUAUGCUAAUAUUGCACUGCUAUAUCUGGAUCGGCUGGUUUUAACUCUUUGUUAUAUGUGAGUUGCCCUGUCACUAUUUGCA
Lampris incognitus (smalleye Pacific opah) is the source of this 893-nucleotide messenger RNA. Its product is annotated as granzyme G-like. Gene Ontology annotation, biological process: proteolysis. The record is from RefSeq and is a predicted model, not a curated record. NCBI's taxonomy places the organism in Eukaryota, Metazoa, Chordata, Actinopteri, Lampriformes, Lampridae. The coding region runs from base 1 to 771 and encodes 256 amino acids. Gene Ontology annotation, molecular function: serine-type endopeptidase activity. The transcript has 5 exons.